Melanotaenia boesemani (Boeseman's rainbowfish) is the source of this 2646-nucleotide messenger RNA. RefSeq names its product zinc finger protein with KRAB and SCAN domains 7-like. Bases 372 to 2297 code for a protein of 641 amino acids. The transcript is spliced from 11 exons. Gene Ontology annotation, molecular function: DNA-binding transcription factor activity; RNA polymerase II cis-regulatory region sequence-specific DNA binding. The record is from RefSeq and is a predicted model, not a curated record. Lineage: Eukaryota; Metazoa; Chordata; Actinopteri; Atheriniformes; Melanotaeniidae. Gene Ontology annotation, biological process: regulation of transcription by RNA polymerase II.
UGGAGGAGGAGCAGCAGGAGGACGAGCAGCAGCAGGAGGAGGAGACAGAAACAAGCUUGUCGGCUCCAGAGACGCCGUCCCACAGAAAGAGUGUCAGCAGAUCUCAGAUCAGCGAUCAGGAUCACAUCGUUCUCAAGAUUUGCAUCUUGGAGGACUCAACGAUUGAGGUGCUUUCCAAAGCAGUUUAUAAGAAGUACCCACUUCAUAAGCUCAAGUGUCCUUGUGGACUUCAGGAGGCGGAGUUUGUGAACCUGCUCAAGUCCACUUUCCCUCAGCUGGCUGAUGAUAGACCCUAUGAUCUCUUCAAGACCAGCUGGGCCAAGAAGCUGCAGCCUCUGGAAGUAGAGACCUUCACACCAGAGGAGGUUUCCAUGACAGCCGGGACAUCUUCCCUCUACAUCCGACUGAAGCCUACAGGGAAGCUGCAGGCCAGACAGGAGGAACCUCUGCAGAAGAGUGAGGAGGAGGAGCAGCAGCAGCAGGAGGAGGAGGAGGAGCAGGAGGAAGAGGUGCAGCAGGAGGAGGAGGAGGAGCAUGAUGACUAUGAUGAAGAAUCUCCAUCCACCCAUACUAGGAAGCAUCAUGAAACAAGCACAAGUCUCCUGAUGGAUAUCAGAAUCGGAAUUCUGAAGGAUGUGAGCUUGACACCUUGUGGUAAACUGGUUAGGAAAUACCUUUUUUAUCAUCUGAGGUGUCCUCGUUUUCUUCGGGAAGCUGACUUCUUGAACCUGCUGAGGUCCACCUACUCCCAGCUGGCUGACCAGCCUUUCAUUGUUUUAGUUUGUGAUGGCAGCCAAGUCAGGCCUUUGGCAGCAGGGAGUGUGACUCCAGAGGAGAUAGACAGGUUCAGCAGCUCCACUGGGUGUCCUGUCAUUUACAUCCAACGGAAGUCUCAGGUAAAUCUUAACGCCACAGAGAAGUCAGGCGCUGCUGCUGAAGACCCUCCAUCCAUCCCAGAUCCACUCACACUCAACACCAGCAUUCAGUCUGACGAGAGGGCGUCUGUAGAGCUCAGGAUCCGCGUCCUGGAGGACCCGAGUACUGAAGUAUUGUCACCCUCAGUAUUUCAGAAGUACCCAUUACUCAAGCUUCAGUGCCCCGGUGGCCUGACCCCGGAAGCAUUCCUGGAUCUGCUGAGGUCCACCUUUCCUCAGUUGGCUGGUGAAACUUUUGAUUUCCUAACUUGUAAUGGUAGGAAAAUUAGAUUGAUAAAGGUAGAGAGUCUGACCCCAGAGGAGAUCGACAAAGCCAUCAAGUCUGCUGGGAAAACCGUCAUCUACAUACGACCGAAGGGACAAGAGGAAGUCCAGGCCAGUGCAAAAAGGCAUCGUUCUUCCCUUUCUCAAACGGAGGUGUCUAUGAAUUCUUCCUGGAACCAUUUUGAAGGAGAAGUAAAAGGAGGGAAAACUCUGUCCAUAAGGCUGUCACCUCUCCGGCUUCCGAUUCUUUCUAUAAAGAUUGAGACGUCUGAUGGAGAGGACUGCAGGAAACACAACGGAAGCGGUGAACCUGAGAAGAUAACGGAGCAGCAACCUGCAAAUGUAGAAGUAAAGAGCCAGUCGUCCAAGUCAGGUUUGACCAACGGCAAGGCUCUGCUAUCCUGUAAAGUCUGUCAGCUGCUACGUGGGUCACUGAACAUGCUCACCAAACAUGCCUGGAGUCAUGUGGAUGGCCUCAACAAACUUUGUGGAGUGUGUGGGAAGCAGUCUGAGUCUGCUGAGGAGUUGAGGAAGCAUCUUCACACUCACCAGAAAACGCACAGCUGCAACAUCUGCGGCAAGUCUUUCCUCACCGUCCUUGGUUUCAGGGGACACAUGGAAAUGCACACGGGAAACAAGCCGCACAAAUGUAAAAUCUGCCACAAAGCGUUCGUUGUGAAGUCAGUGCUGAAGAACCACCAGUUGGUCCAUCUGGCAAACAAACCUCACAGAUGUAGAAUCUGCCAGUGGUCAUUCAUUUCACUGUCUAAGCUGAAAAUCCACCAGCUGAGACAUGCAGAUGGAAAACAUGCCCACAUCCAGGAAACCUUCCAGCGUGUCGUCAAGCUCCACUCAAGUCACCCGGCAGGCGUGGAAAGACUGCACAGCUGUGACAUGUGUGGCAGGAAGUUCCCCACUAAAAAUGGGUUAUGGAAUCAUUUGAGAAAGCACAAGAAGACGUUAACGUGCACGACAUGCAACAAAAUGUUCAAGUUCAAGUCCGCCCUAAUUAGCCACAUGAAGACCCACACUGACAAGAAGCACUUCAAGCAGCGGCCCGCCUGGAAAAAACACCAGGAAGUUCACCAGCUGGAUUAAGUGACACCUGUAAAGGUAGCAGGUGUGGAGUUACCUGCCUGUCAGUCCCUCUGACUGCCAGCAUUUCUACUGGAUUCCAGCCAUGAACAUUAUUUCUACGAAAAAUAAAAAACUUUUAUGUUUUACAGAAGGAAAUUUUAGAUUUAAAUUAGUUGAAGUUGAGUAAAAUCUGGUAAUGAUACUGUGUUAAAUUUUAGAUUUUUUUUUAGAUUCAAGACUUUUGUUUUAGAAAAUGUUAAUGUGAAACUUCACCAGUGUCCUUCAUUCUUGCUUUUAGUGUUAUUUUUCUAAAUUUGUAAUGUUAACUUACUGUAGGAUGGUGACGUGGAGCCUUUAAAUAAAUGUUUAU